AUGGUGACGUCACUGCUGACGGAUAUGUACCAGCUGACCAUGGCGUACGCGUAUUGGAAGGCGAAGAAGCACAACGACCACGCCGUGUUCGACCUGCUGUUCCGCAAGAACCCGUUCGGCGGCGAGUACACGCUGUUCGCGGGGCUCGAGGAGUGCGUGCGAUUCGUCGCCAACUUCCGAUUCUCACAGGCCGACGUCGCCUACCUGCGCACCAUCAUGCCGCCCUCCUGUGAGGAUGUGUUCUUUGACUAUCUACUGACGCUCGACUGUUCCACCAUCCGCAUCAUGGCCCUGCCAGAGGGAUACGUCGCCUUCCCCCGCGUGCCGCUCAUGCGUGUUGAAGGCCCUCUCCUCGUGGCGCAGCUGCUGGAGACGACGCUGCUGGUGCUCGUGAACUACGCCUCGCUCGUCGCCACCAAUGCUGCUCGCCACCGGCAAGUGGCGGGGCCCAACAAGAUGCUCUUUGAGUUUGGACUCCGACGCGCCCAGGGUCCUGAUGGUGCAGUGUCGGCAUCGCGCUAUUGCUUCAUGGGUGGCUUUGAUGCCACCAGCAAUGUGGAGGCGGGGCGCAUCUUCAACAUCCCUGUCAAGGGCACUCACUCGCAUGCCUUCGUCUCCUCCUUCCUCGCGUUGGAUGAGAUCAAGGAGCGAGCGCUGCCAGCAGCAGAUGGCUCGCACGUGUGCCGUGACUUCGUGGCGCUCGUGCUCUCCUUCCUGCACCGCAUGCAGGAGAGUGAGAAGCUGAGGGACCUGUUUGCAGAGACCAAUCAGAGCGAGCUGGCGGCGUUUACCUCGUACGCGCUGGCCUUCCCCACGCACUUCCAGGCGCUUGUUGACACCUACGACGUGCUGCGCAGUGGAGUGCCCAACUACUGUGCUGUCGCCCUCGCACUGCACCAGCUGGGGUACCGGGCGGUGGGCAUUCGCCUGGAUUCGGGCGACCUGGCGUACCUGUCACAGCAGGCGCGCCUCUUCCUGCGCCAGUGUGAGGCGCUCUUCCAUGCGGACGGGCUGAGUGCUGCCGUGAUCACAGCCAGCAGCGACAUCAACGAGGCCACCCUGGAGGCCCUCAACAAGCAGGGCCAUGAGAUAGACGCGUUUGGCAUCGGCACGCACCUGGUGACGUGUGUGAAGCAGCCGGCGCUGGGGUGUGUGUACAAGCUGGUGGAGAUCAACGGCCAGCCGCGCAUCAAGCUCAGCCAGGACUUUGACAAGGUGACGAUCCCGGGCAAGAAGGCAUGCUAUCGGCUGUACGGCAGGGAGGGCUACCCUCUAGUGGACCUGCUCAUGAUGCCAUCGGACCCGCGCCCCCAGGUGGGCGAGCGCAUCCUGUGCCGGCACCCCUUCAGCCAGUCCAAGCGCGCCUACGUGGUGCCGCACCGAGUCGAGCCACUCUACCGCUGCUUCUGGAGGGGAAAGCAAUUCUCAUUACCGGAUGGGCAGGUGGAGGAGGAGAGUGAGGGGGUGGAGCGGCUGCCAGCGCUGGUGGAGGUGAGGGAGCGGUGCCGGCAGCAGAUCACAGGGCUGCGCCCCGACCAUAUACGCGGACUCAACCCCACGCCCUACAAGAUAAGUGUCACGGACAGGCUAUACAAUUUCAUUCAGGACCUAUGGAUGACAGAAGCUCCUGUUGGCCAGCUUGUUCCACCACUCACCACCUCUCGCCUCCAUCCUCCGCCCUCAUUCGCGCUGCUGCUUCGCGCCCUCCUCCUUCUCGCCGCGCACGUGCUUGCCCUUGCUGCCGCGUCUGCUCUCGAUGCGCCCCCGCUUAUACCAGCGGAGGCGACGGGCGGAGCAGGAGCGGCGACGGAGCGCGUGAACGCGAUAAUAGCGGCGGGCGACAGGAACGUGCGCAGUGCCGGGAAGGAGGUUGAGAGGCGACCUGGAGGAAAUGCAGGCGGAACGAGCCGGAAUGACGCGAAAGCUUCGAGAGUCUACAUCGUCCGUUUCCGCACAGCGCCCCCUGUCACCGCGUACACCGGUGGAUUUGAGGGCCUCAGCCCCACCGCCGUGUCGUCGCGAGGCCGCGGGAGAGGCAAAUUUGGGCGGUAUCGUUUGGACUCUAGUGAUAAGCGGGUGGUGGCGUACUCGCAGCACGUGCAAGCGAUGCAAGAUGCGGAGUUGGCACGGGGCGGCGUGGAUGCGGGGAAGCAGAAGCUGUACAGUUACACGUUUGCGCUCAACGGAGCAGCAGUGCGCCUCACCCCCGCGCAGGCGGCUGCUCUGCGCAAGCAGCCUGGCGUGUCGGCGGUGUCGGCGUCCGCGCGGCUGCAUGCGCGCACCACGUACACGCCGUCGCUGCUGGGGCUGCGCAACCGCAUGUGGCGGUGGCAGGACGAGCGGGGCAGGGUGCUGAAGGGGGAGGACGUGAUCGUGGGCGUCAUCGACACGGGCGUGUGGCCCGAGAACCCCGCCUUCACCAACCAAGUCUCCCCUCCAUAUGGCCCCGUUCCCGCGCGGUGGAAGGGGGGGUGCGGCAGGGAGAAUGCGGUGGACUUCCCGGCGCGGCUGUGCAACGGCAAGCUGGUGGGCGCGCGGUUCUUCAGCAAGGGCUUUGCGGCGGACGGCCCGGUGGACUGGCGGCGAGACUACGCGUCGCCCAGGGACGUCGUGGGCCACGGCACGCACACCUCCAGCACGGCAGCGGGCAACCAGUGGAACCAAGUGACCCUGGGCAACGUGACGUUCGGCACCGCCAGUGGCGUGGCGCCCAGGGCCCGCGUGGCCGUUUACAAGGUGGUGUGGGCGGGCAAGGACGGCAGCUACAGCGCGGACACGGCGGACGUGGUGGCGGCGAUCGAGGCGGCGAUGGCGGACGGCGUGGACGUGGUGAGCCAGUCGCUGGGCAAGAUGUUCUCGUCGCCCUUCGACGCCGACGAGAUCGCCUUCCUGCACGCCGCUCAGGCGGGCAUCUUCACGGCGGUGGCGGCGGGCAACAUGGGCGGGCAGCUGCUGAGCAUGCUGGACCACCCCGCGCCCUGGUACACCACCGUCGCCGCCAGCGAUACUGGGCGGCGCUACGCCACAAAGCUCACGGUGGCGGGCAACCGCACCUUCGUGGGGCUCUCCUUCGUGGGCCAGCCGCCUCUCACCAAAGCCGCGCACGCUGCCGCGGGACCCGCGGUGUUUCCCCUCGUGGAAGGGGAGGCUGCAGUGGGUGCAGGGCGAUCGAAAGCGCGGGCGCGCUACUGCGAGGCGGGGUCGCUGGACGGUGGCAAGGUGAGGGGCGCCAUCCUAGUGUGCAUGCGUCGCGACUCAGACAGCGUCGACCCUGACCGCGCUACUGAUACACUCGCAAUCAGCCGCGUGGCGGCCGCUUACGGGGCAGCGGGCGUGGUGAUCGUGAACGCAGCCCCCAAGAUGGGUACAGCUGCUGUGCUGCAUGCCAUCCCAGCAUGCCACUUGAACGUGUGGGCCAUGCAGCCCCUGCUGGCGUUGCUGCGCAGCACCACCAGCCCCCUGGGGUCCCUGUCCGCUGCGCUCACAGUGUACGGCGAUGCGCCCACCGUCGCAGCCUUCUCGUCCACGGGCCCAGUGGAGGACCUGGAGGGGGCGGCGGGGCGCGCCUUUGGGCGCCAGUUGAACGACGUGGUGAAGCCCGAUGUGGCGGCGCCGGGCGUGGAGAUAUGGGCCGCGUGGACGCAGUCCGUCAAGCAGGACGCGCUCAGCACCAUUGCCCCCGGAGUGGUGAGAGCAGCAGCGUCGGCGUUCAACGUGAACAGCGGCACGUCCAUGGCCACCCCGCAUGUGGCGGGCACAGCAGCUCUGCUCAUACAGGCGCACCCCAACUGGAGCCCCUUCGCCGUCAAGUCUGCCAUCCAAACCUCCGCCUCUGCACGCACGCGCUUUGGCCGACCCAUCCCAACAGAGUCAGGGCGCCACGCCUCCCCGUUUCACAUGGGCUCCGGGCACUUGACCCCCACAGCUGCGGUGAAUCCAGGUUUGGUGUAUGAUGCCACGUCAGCAGAUAUGAUCCGGUUCUUGAUUUCUGUGGAUGAGCUCAAGACCAGGAAUACGGGUUUGCUUGGGUCCUUACCACGAGGGCUUGCUCAGCAGCCUCUUCCUACAUACAACCUGAACCAAGCAAACAUUGCUGUGAGCGCAUUGAAGGGAGGGGUGGUGGUGACGAGAACAGUGCGAGAUGUGACGGGCAAGAGGUCUGUGUACAAGCCGACAGUCGUGGCACCACAAGGUGUAGCUGUCGAUGUGAGGCCGGAGUUGUUGGUUGUGGAGCCUUGGUCUACUGCAAUAUACAACGUCAGUUUCCUGGUGCAACAGGCCUCUCCGUCCUUUGCAUUUGGAAGCUUGUCAUGGACUGAUGGAGUAUACACUGUUAGAUCUGUAAUUGCUGUCCAGCCGCUUGCGAAAAUUGUAGGAAGUAGGAGCUAA
This is a messenger RNA of Closterium sp. Yama58-4, 4389 nucleotides long. The record is from the annotation of a GenBank genome assembly. NCBI's taxonomy places the organism in Eukaryota, Viridiplantae, Streptophyta, Zygnematophyceae, Desmidiales, Closteriaceae.